AUGCCUAAGAAAAGCAAGGUGAACAAGCUGGCGCGAAUGUCGGAGGAGGAGCGCGCGCGCUACCUUCAGCACCGCGCUGACCUUGAGGAAGAAGCGAGGCGCAGGAAACGGGAACUCAUCUCCAGGUUCAUUAAGAAUAAACUUGACAAAGAGGAGUCGUACAGCAAGAUGAAUACAGCAAAGAUCAACCAAGAGUGGCGGUACGUACUGAGGAAAAUUAAAUGUAAACAGAUGGCCUCGGAUAUACAGGGUAUGAUUAUUAGCUUUAACUUCCUGGUAGAGAGGAAGGAUCGCCAGAUAGUCUCGCUUACAAGAGCACUGGAGGACUCUGACGAACAGCACCGACGCACCUUCCAGACUCAUACUGAGAACUUAAAUUAUUUCCUCAGUAAGUACUUGUAUUUUAAAUUAAUUCACAUUACUUCGGACUACUCUUAG
Messenger RNA from Papilio polytes (common Mormon), 438 nucleotides. Its product is annotated as coiled-coil domain-containing protein 65. Gene Ontology annotation, cellular component: axoneme; axonemal dynein complex. The record is from RefSeq and is a predicted model, not a curated record. Gene Ontology annotation, biological process: axonemal dynein complex assembly; cilium-dependent cell motility; regulation of cilium movement. The transcript is spliced from 3 exons. The coding region runs from base 1 to 438 and encodes 145 amino acids. Lineage: Eukaryota; Metazoa; Arthropoda; Insecta; Lepidoptera; Papilionidae.